Messenger RNA from Anthonomus grandis grandis, 6795 nucleotides. RefSeq lists its product as uncharacterized. NCBI's taxonomy places the organism in Eukaryota, Metazoa, Arthropoda, Insecta, Coleoptera, Curculionidae. The record is from RefSeq and is a predicted model, not a curated record. Gene Ontology annotation, biological process: reciprocal meiotic recombination; mismatch repair. The transcript is spliced from 33 exons. The coding region runs from base 106 to 6729 and encodes 2207 amino acids. Gene Ontology annotation, cellular component: nucleus. Gene Ontology annotation, molecular function: ATP binding; ATP-dependent DNA damage sensor activity; mismatched DNA binding.
UGACGUUACUGACAUUUCUACUAUUGCCCUUUAAGUUCGAUAAGUAAACAUUGCGAUUAAAUUGUAAAACUGUUUAUGAUUUUUUAGUUUUUUUAUUUGAGUGAAAUGAAUUUGAAUGAACCUUUUUUAAAUGCGGGCGGUUUUAAGGUUCCAUUAAUCGGUCCGCCAGUGAGAAAUGGAAGAAGGUCGCGUAGCCGGCCUUCGUCCAGUCGGACGUCCGAGUUGCCAUGGGGAAAAAGUCAUGAAAGUUUGAUUUUGAAUUCAUCGUCAAACAAGAAAUCCAACUCAUCACGUUCCAGUGGAGACCAUGAAGAAGAAAAAAUCAUUGUGGCAAUAACUGAAGGUAGAGGAGAAGCUAGAUGUGAAGUGGGAAUCGCAGCUGUAAACGUAUCAAGGCCAGUGUUGGUCUUAUGCCAGACCUCUGAUUCCCAAAGCUACAUAAACACUUUAACCAAAUUGAAUUUCUUUAAUCCUCAUAUGAUUGUAUAUCCUGCCACAUUUGAAGCUGGCUCUAACAGCAGACUUAUAACGGAAAUACGAAAGUUCUUCCCUAAUAAAAAGCUCAUCCCCAUACCCAGGAAAGCUUUUAAUAAAGCAAACGCAUUGGAUAAGCUGUAUAAAAUUUGUAUCACCAGCAGCUUUCCACUUCUUAUUAUGAUCAAAAAUAGAUAUUAUUCAUUGGCAGCAGCUUCAGGACUAUUAAAUUAUCUUCAGGAUAGCAUGUUUAUUUACUAUGCCAGCCAAACUAUUAAAUUGGAAUAUCAAGCAUCAGAAGGUUAUGCUAUAAUUGAUGUUGCUACUGCUGAUAGACUAGAACUAGUCUGCAGCAACCAGCCUGCAGAAGCGAAUAAAUAUUCGUCGCUUUUUGGCAUAAUGAACAGAUGUCUCACCAGGGUUGGAUCUAGGAAUUUACGAUCCAUUAUCUUACAACCGCUUUAUUUUAAUGACAAGAUUGAUGAGCGGUUGGAUUGCGUACAGGAGUUGAUUAAAAAUCCGGAAAUUUUGAUUUCUGUACAGGGAGUUUUGCCAAAAUUAUCAAGCGUCGACCAACUUUUAUCCUUAAGCACUUUGGUGCCUGAUCAGCCUCAAAGGUGCACGAACAAACAGCUCAACUAUUUGCUCCUAUUAAAAAGCGUAGUGGACGCACUCUAUCCGUUAAACGAAGCCUUAAAGCGUGCCAAUCAACCCUUUUUUGAAAAUUUAAGGGAAAUCUUGGGACAUUCCGAUUUUGAGACUAUCAAAAACGUUAUCAGGGAAGUUAUACAUGAAGAAGCAUUCCAAGCAAAGGGCCAGCAGGGUGAUCAGCAACGAAUUUGGGCAAUAAAACCAGGUAUAAAUGGACUUCUGGAUUUAGUAAGGAAAACUUAUUCGGAAAGAAUAGAAGACAUGAGAGAAUACACUAAAAGAUUGAGCCAAAAGUAUGACUUACCACUUACUUUGGCCAACAAUUACAAGAAAGGCUAUCAUAUUUGCUUGACCUUAAAUCAGAAUCAAAGAAAUCAUAUGAAAAAGUCUGAUCUACCAAAAGAGUUUAUUCAGAUUUUUAGGUUAUCAAACAGUUUUACCAUGAAAACAGUAGAACUAGUGAAUUUGUCUACCAGAAUCGAUGAUAUAUUGGCCGAUCUGUUUACACUUAGUAAUUUAAUGAUUCAUCACAUAAUAGUAAAAAUCAAGCAAUACGCUCCAUUAUUCUACAAGUUAGUUGAAGGAAUAUCAUAUUUAGACGUGCUGCAAUCAUUGGCGGAAGCCAGUUAUUCCAACGGUUGGAUUAGACCGACGUUUGGCGAUUACACUGAAGUUACAUUCGGACGUCAUCCUUUACUUGAUUUUCUUUGCCAGAAAAAACCCAUAUCUAAUCCCGUGGUAUCUUGUGAGCACUAUAACCUUCAUAUCAUAACUGGUCCCAAUGGUGCUGGAAAAAGCAUUUUUAUUCGCCAAGUGAUGCUUCUACAAAUUAUGGCUCAAACAGGUUGUUUCGUUCCUGCUCAGUCAGCCAUUUUCAGAUCGGCAGACAAAAUGUUCGCGAGAAUAUCAAACGAUGACGAUAUGGAAAGCAAUGCAUCGUCUUUUGUACUUGAGAUGACAGAAAUCAACUACAUCCUCACUACAAUGACUGAUCGAUCUCUCAUCAUCAUCGAUGAAUUAUGCAGAUCAACAUCUCUUGAAGAGGGUACUGCGAUGGCAAUGGCAAUCUGUGAAGAACUAGCUCUCUCCAAAGCCUAUACGUUCGUCACCACUCACUUUACUUUACUCACGAAGCUCUAUGAUCUGUUUUUCAACUUAAAAGUAUGGCAACUAGAGACGAUUCCAUCGGGAGAUCCUUCUAACCCAAAAACAAUGAAACUUGACUUUAAGUUUAGUUUAGUACCGGGAGUUACUACUUUAAAGGGAUAUGGAAUUUAUAUGGUUAGAGGCAUUUGGCCACAAGAUGUUAUGAGACACGUUGACGAAAUACAGCAGUCCUAUAGUGAAACUACUAAGGAUCCGACUUUCCCAACUGUGGACAAACGUGCUCGCCUCAAGUAUAACCUGCAAUGUAAAUUUAAAAAAUUAAAUAAUCAGAGAAAAAUUACGCUCUCAAAUAUAAACGAAUACAUGCAACAAUACCAAAAAGAUAUGGAACAAAUCGACGAAGAGUGUAGAAAGUUUUCGGAAGAGUUUUCUCAGAGAAUCAUGGAACAAAUUCAACAAGAAUCCGAAGCGAAUAAACAAACCAGACCUUUGGACCAUUCAGUAUUUGACACUCAAGACCAAUAUCUAAACUAUAACCACAUAACAUCUGGAGAACUAUCCAAAAUAUUCAUAGAUGAUUUAAACCAGUGUCCUAACGUAAUUGGAUUUGACCAGACCGAUCAAGAAGAAGGCAUUCAGUAUAAUCAAGAAACGAUGAUUCCCAUGCCUCCCGCUUCCACUGAAGCCAAAAUGUUCGAAAUGUACGCUCCCGACCAAAAUCUAGAUCCUUCCAACUCCGAGGUAUCUCAGUUGACUAUCGAACCUGAUAUCCAUAUGAGAUUAGAUACGAGUUAUGGAAGUUGUGGCCUGAAUUUUACUCAAAUGGCCCUGGGACUUGAUGCCGAACAAAGAGCAAGACAAGGAGCACAAGAAUCCCCUAUGCCACAAUGCUUUGAUGCAACUUAUGGACAGUGUAACCUUAAUUUUACACAAAUGGCCAUGGGGCUCGAUGUGGGACAACAAAUAGCUGAAGAACCAACUGCACCAGGAUGCUUUGAUGCGACUUAUGGAGAGUGUAACCUUAAUUUUACUCAAAUGGCCAUGGAGCUUGAUGCUAAACAAAGAGGAAAAUUAGUAAAAGAGCCAGUUGCGCCAGGGUGCCUUGAUACGAGUUAUGAAGGCCAGUGUGGCCUUAAUUUCACCCAAAUGGCUUUGGGACUUGAUAAUAGGCAAGAGAGAAGAGAGCUGACAGAACUAUCACCUAGGCCAGGUUAUUUUGAAACGACUUAUGGAGGCCAAUGUGGUCCAAAUUUUACACAAAUGGCCAUGGGCCUCGACGCUGAACCAGGAGGAAGACAAGUGGCAAUGGAUCCAUCUAUGCCAAGUGGAUUUAAUGAAAAUUACCAACAAGGAAGAAUACCUGUGAAUUCAUACAAAACUUACGAACAUUAUGGAAAUCUUGAAAGAAGUAUAGAGAACAUUUCACCUAUAGCUAAGUGUUACAAUCCGGCAGAAAUCGCUCCUAAAACUGCACCAAAAGCCUCACCAUUCAUUCGUCACUUCGCGCCGCCAUUACUCAGAGACAUUAGAAAAACUUCUACACCCCUCAUGAAAAAGUUACAAUGCAAAAAUUCGUCGUCGUACAUUAACCUGACGUCACCCAAUGGUGAAAACUUCACCAAAAUCACCACACCCAAGAUAACGUUCACUUUACCAGAAAAUGUGCCAGAAGAUUUGGAUAUUAAUUCAUUAGCUGAAGAUUUGGAGUCGUUGGCAGAUGAUAUUCAACGAGAUGAUGAAAUUGAUGCUGGAAAUGAAGAACCAUGUAGAAAUGCUUAUGAAAAUUUUGAGCCAAUAGCAAAUAAUAAUAAUAAACACAUUUUUCCACGUGUUAGAAUUUUAGUUGGCCCUAACCAACCGAGUUCAGAGGAAGAUAAUAGGGCUCAUAGUUCUGAAUUUGGUCAAGGGAUAAUAGUAAGACCUAUCGUGAAAGGUCUUUAUCCAACGGAGGAACCGACAAAAAUGAAGAUAAAUGAAGAUGUUCCAGCUGAAACUGUAGAAGAGAAAAAUAACAAAAACGAGAACAAAAUUGAAGAGAAAUCUCUUCAAAAGGGAACUGAAGUAGAACAAUUAAUUGAAGCGUUUAACAGUUUAUCAAACCCAACAAAAAUUGGAAGGGAUAAAAUGAAACCACUAGAAGAAAUUGCCAAUGCAGAUAAUCAGAUCAAUGAAAAUUUAAGUCAGGAUGAAGGCAAAAAUAUGGAAAAACAAAGUACCGAUGUUGAAGAAAUGAUAAAGGCAUUCAAUAGAGCAUCAGAAGGAACUGAGCAGAACACAAAUGAGAGAAAGGAAUUCCAAGCAGAACCAGACCUUAAAAAUAUAGAAACUUCUAUAGCUACUAAUAUAGAUAAAGAUCCAGAAUAUAUUAAAAAUAUGAUAAAUGCAUUUAACAAAGCAUCCGAAGGAAAUGAUUUGACGGAAAUUCCGAUAUUGCAAGAAAAUGAUAAAAAAGAAAUAAACUGUAAACAAAUCAAAGAAAUAGUCAUCGACACUCAGGCGGAAGUAUACUUUACAGCAGAUUCCAAUAGUGACUUCAGCUAUUCUCCUUUGGUGCCCAGAACUCAAACUGAGAAUACUUCUUUAGAGUUAAAAAACCUACCAGAACCAGACGUAGUAAACACUGAUGUUAAUAAAAGUAAUCCAAACGACAUGGACUGGGACACUGCUACCAUACAAUUAAAUGCAAGUCCAUCAAUCUCUAAAUUAGAAGGCAGUUUAACUCAGCAAUAUCAAACUGAUGUACCGCUUGUUGAAAAUCAUUUGAAAGUGGAAGUGGUGAUGGAACAUAAUUCAAAUCCAGAAGAAAAUAAUGUCAAUAUCGUCAGUGAUAUUUCUCACAAGCAAACGUUAGCAAAUUCGGGAGUUGAAGUUGUUGAGAUUAAAGAAAACCAAAAUAUUUCACCAGAUAUAUUUGAAGAUGAUGCUUAUAAAGACAAAUCGACAAAUGCAUUAAUCGAACCCAGCAAAAAGAUUGAAGUGCAUAAUGUGAUCGUUAUAAGAGGGCCAACAGAAAUAACAAAUGACGUUUCCUUUGAUACAUGUAAUACCACUUGCUUGCUUGAAUCUUUUAAUGAAAAAAUAAUCAAAGAUGGUGAAACUUUCACCAAAAAGGUUGAAAAUAUUAAUGAAAAUAACCAGAAGGAAAGUCUUUCCAAGGAGUCCAAGAAAGGAAAUAGUACCGCAGACAAUAAAUUGGAUACUAUUAGCAAGGUCGAAUCUUUAACUGAAGCAAACCCGAUUAUCGUUAAUAGGACAACUUCUUUAGAAAUGAGGCCAUUACUGAACAGAAAAACUGCUGAAAAGAGACAAAUUGAUAAUCGAUCCCCUGAAGAAACGACAUCAAACAAUAAAACAACCAAAAAGCUUAGACCGUCCAGCGGUAUCUCAGCGAAAGAAAGCUCCGAUUCUUCGAAAUCAGCAGAUGUAAAAGAUAAGACAGAGUUUACAAGUAUAUCAGAGGCGUCGAGACUGAGGAAUCUGGAAGGUGAAACGACUAAUACCAGCUCAAGUAAACCAGAGAAUGUUGAAAGUAAUAUAGAAACGUGUGAAGAAGGACUCUCGGAUCUUUCAAGAAAAAGAAACUUAGAUGGCGAAGGCACCAAUAGUACGAGUUCCCGUCAAGAACGUAUUACAUCCUCUACCAGUAAAGAAAGGUUUUCCAAUUCAGACAAACCUAAGCGACAAAAGAAAAAAGUUUUCAGGAAAUUCAAGGCUCCAAUAAAAAAAUCUAGCGAACAUUUAAUGCAAAAGAAGACUAUUAUUGUUAAUAGCAGUUCGGACGAAAUGUUGUCUGCUGCUGAGGAUACUAAAGCGGUCUCGACCGGUCCAUUUAAUUCUGGAUUAAAACCAGGUCAUUCUCAAUGGACUACUGACCCAUCGAAACUAAGUCAAAAGGCAAUAAGAUCGGAAUUUUUAGAGCAAGAUAAGCGAUUUUUCGAAACUAGCGGUAGCUCUCUGGAAUUGGCAAAGUUGUGGGAGGAGCGAUUAAAAAGACCCCCGAGACCUACCCCGAAACAAAUACAACAGACCACUUGUGUGGCCACUAUAAGAAAAACUCAUGAAGGUGUCGAGGUUAUUCCCAGUGAAACUCAAAAACCGAGAAACACAAAAGCGAAAUCGAAUUCGUGGCUUUUCCAGCCCCAUCCCAAGAUGAACAUGAACAUAUUCAGCGAUCAAAACGCGGACACUUUCGACGAGUUCAUCAAAUCGAAAAAUAACGAUUACAAAAUGUUCAAUUUCAAGUUGGAGUACGGCCAAACGAGUCCUGUCAACAGUCAAGAAAAGAUGUUUGACUUUAAACAGGUGAAAACGGCAACUUCGGAAUAUACCGAAAACAGUCAGUCGUGGACGUUUGUCCGAAGAAGUCAGGAUAACAAUGGAACGAUGAAUUUCCAAUUUAAACCUGAUUUUAUCACGUUUGAUAAUUCUUCUUCUCAAAAUUCCAGAGAUCAUCGAAAUGAUAUCUCUAGUUUGUUGGGAAAUUAUAGAAAAGUUUAAUAUAAAAAUAGUUUUUAGUUGGUUUUUAGAAUUUUGUUUGUUAAAUAAAAUCGUUUGGUAAUUUAA